Syngnathoides biaculeatus (alligator pipefish) is the source of this 1691-nucleotide messenger RNA. RefSeq names its product PDZ and LIM domain 1 (elfin) (gene pdlim1). Gene Ontology annotation, molecular function: muscle alpha-actinin binding; actin binding. Bases 287 to 1252 code for a protein of 321 amino acids. Gene Ontology annotation, biological process: actin cytoskeleton organization; heart development; muscle structure development. Gene Ontology annotation, cellular component: Z disc; stress fiber; filamentous actin. The transcript has 7 exons. The record is from RefSeq and is a predicted model, not a curated record. NCBI's taxonomy places the organism in Eukaryota, Metazoa, Chordata, Actinopteri, Syngnathiformes, Syngnathidae.
AAGUCACGCAAAAAAAAACGAAACCAAAAAGUAAGUCAGCCACUACAUUUGUCAGUCUCUUUCCCAGCGGGAAUUUGUGCAAAUAGAAGAUCCUGGAGUUGUCCCUCAGCCAAAUAUGAGCAGCUUGACGAAGCUAACCGAGUCGUCCCACAAACCUGAGGCCCGCCCCUGUUCUUCCUCGAGCCCGCCCGGCCAUUGGGCACCUCGCGGGUCAUUAGAACCAACAAAGAGAGACAAACCCAUCGGCUGACACUUUGAGCACGUCCAUAGCCAUUCGCAGGUAGUUAUGCCUCUCCGGGUAGUUGUGCAAGGUCCUGGGCCCUGGGGGUUCAGGCUGGUUGGAGGAAAAGACUUCGAGCAGCCGCUGACUAUUUCUCGGGUGACUCCUGGAAGCAAAGCAGCCGAGGCCAACCUCUGUAUUGGUGACGUGAUCUUGGCUAUUGAUGGUGAAGCCACAGACAAAAUGACUCACUUGGAAGCACAGAACAAAAUUAAGGGGUGCAUACAGGAGAUGGCACUUUCCAUAGACAGAUCAGAGAAUAAGUUGUGGUCGCCACUCACAUCAGAAGAAGGAAAAUCGCAUCCCUACAAGAUGAAUCUUGCAUCAGAGCCACGGGAAAUGAAACAAAUAGGCUCCGCCCACAACAGGAGUGCUCUGCCAUUCUCCAGUUUUGGUUCCAAGGUUGUGACCAACCAGUACAACAACCCAGCUGGCCUCUACUCCUCAGAGAAUAUCAAGAACUUCAACUCGGCUGUGGACGAAGUCAAAACUUUGAAAACCACCAACGAGGCUGACAAUGUAGCUGCAGAGCCAACAAAGUCCACCAAGCGGCCGCCUAUAGCAGCAGAUUCAGAGGUUUACAAAAUGCUGCAAGAGAACCAGGAGUCUGAUGAGCCCCCUCGACAGUCAGCUUCCUUCAAAGUGCUUCAGGAGAUUCUCGAGACUGGAAAUUCUGACAGACCAUCAGGGUUCAGGAGUGUGAAAGCACCGACAACAAAGAUUGGCUCCUCCGUUGGAAAUCCUGAGAAGCUGCCUAUCUGUGAUAAAUGUGGAUCAGGGAUUGUGGGGAUGGUGGUGAAGCUACGUGACAAGUUCCGACACCCUGAGUGCUACACCUGCACAGACUGCGACGUCAACCUGAAACAGAAGGGACAUUUCUUUGUGGAAGAGCAGAUUUACUGCGAGAAGCACGCUCGCGAGCGAAUGACCCCGCCCGAGGGCUAUGACGUGGUCACGGUCUUCCCCAAGUAGAGAGAUCAAGAAGUUCAGCCUCAGACUGCACACUGGGUUGUUUUUUUUUUUUUUUUAAGACUGUGCAAUACAUUUCGCUUCUACUUUACACUCUUGUGUAGACACUGGCAGAGUGGACGGAAGAUGUUGAUUUGCACGUAAGUGCUUUGGCAUUUGCAAUACAAGGUAAACACUUCAUACUUUCAGACUACAGUAAAUUCAUGUUUUGCCACUAAUUUGAAUGGUAAUCAGGGCAGUAUUCACAGGAAAAGAACCACUGAGUUUGUGGAUGUUUGUUUAAUGAUACUUUUUUGAGCCCUCGUGAGAACAACGGACUGUCAUGCUCGACAACACACAAAAUGCAUAAUUUUUGUACUGUUUUUAUUGAGAAGACCAACUAUGAUGCAAUAAUAUGGCAAACACAUUUUAAUACCCAUGCUAAAUAAAUGUUUUAAUUUUA